Cladophialophora yegresii CBS 114405 is the source of this 2022-nucleotide messenger RNA. RefSeq lists its product as uncharacterized. NCBI's taxonomy places the organism in Eukaryota, Fungi, Ascomycota, Eurotiomycetes, Chaetothyriales, Herpotrichiellaceae. Gene Ontology annotation, biological process: carbohydrate metabolic process. The transcript has 2 exons. The record is from RefSeq and is a predicted model, not a curated record. Bases 1 to 2022 code for a protein of 673 amino acids. Gene Ontology annotation, molecular function: hydrolase activity, hydrolyzing O-glycosyl compounds.
AUGGGCGACGCACUACUUCUGGGGAAACCCCAGCAAAUUGAGGACUAUGGCCUGAUAGGGGACAUGAGAACCUGCGCACUGGUGGGCAAGAAUGGGAGCAUCGACUUCAUGUGCUGGCCUCAGUUCGACUCGCCGUCGGUUUUCGCCAAAGUCCUCGACACCACCAAGGGCGACGGAGGGCAUUGGAGUAUUAGUCCGCGGGGUGCAACGGUUCGCAAGCAGAACUAUCGCGGCUCGUCAAACAUCCUGCAGACCAAGUGGAUUGACGAGAACGGUGUGGUAGAUCUGACCGACUUCUUUGCCUUGUCAAAACACAACAAGGUGCUACGGGACAAAUGGAGUGGUUCAACCCUAGUCAGAAAAUUGGAGUGUGUCCGGGGAAAGAUGUCAAUCGACAUUGAGCUUUCUCCGCGACCGGACUAUGCUCGCGACCAAGGCUCGAUGAAGAGUACGCAGGUAAAACGCGAGGACGGCACAUACCAUCAGAAAAUCUCUUGGGUUCCUCAUGAGAAUGACAGCACCGACCCCAAAGACAUUCCGGACUUCUUCGCAACCUACUGCACGCAUGACCAACCUCUCAGCCAUACACCCGCAAUGUUUCAACCGGCCAAAUCCAAGGAUGGAAAAGCAAGCGAAAACGAGACCCGUUCGUGUCGAGCUCACUUCGAACUCCAAGAAGGCCAACAAGUCUAUAUGAUCAUGUGCAACCGUCGUGUUGGCCCUCAUCUUACAAAAGAUCUUAUGAUCAAUCUCGAAGACGAGACGUACAAGUUCUGGACUAGCUGGGUCCGAUCUUGCCUGUACCGCGGUCGCUUCCAACAGGAAGUGGAAAGAAGCAUGCUGAUCCUGAAACUGUUGACCUACGAUCCCACUGGUGCUAUAUGUGCCGCCCCAACCUUCUCUCUACCGGAAGCGAUCGGCGGUCCUCGAAACUGGGACUACCGAUACUCCUGGGUCCGAGACUCCAGUUUUACAGUCUAUGUAUUCCUGAAAAUGGGUUUCCCAGCAGAAGCCGAAGCUUACAUCAACUUUAUCUUUGCCAGAAUUGCCGAAUGGCGUAAAAACGCCGAAGCCUCUGGGCCAGGAGAAAUACAUCACUUGCCCCUGAUGUUUGGCAUCGACGGGUCUACAGACUUGCCCGAGCUUACACUUGAUCACCUCUCGGGCUACCAAGACAGUGUGCCCGUCCGCAUCGGCAACGCGGCAACGGACCAUGUUCAGCUUGACAUCUACGGUGAACUUAUGGACGCAAUCUACCUGUACAAUAAACAUGGCAAACCCAUCUGCUACGCCCAGUGGCUCGACAUCCGCUAUCUCACCGACUUCGUCUGCCGCGUGUGGAACCAACCGGACAUGUCGAUCUGGGAAGUCCGCGGCCGCAAACAACAUUUCACCUAUUCAAAAAUGCUUCUGUGGGUUGCCGUCGACCGCGCCUUGCGGCUCUCCGAAAAGCGCAAUUUCCCGUGUCCGAACCGCAACAAAUGGCUAGAGACACGCGACACGAUAUACGAGGAAGUCAUGCAGAAAGGGUUCAACUACGAGCUCAACAGCUUUGUGCAAAGCUACGAGUCGAACACGACGCUGGAUUCGGCCGUGCUAGUCGCGCCACUGGUCUUUUUCAUCGCUCCUAAUGAUCCCCAAUUCGUCGGCACGCUCGACCGCAUCCUCCGCACGCCGGAGAAAGGAGGUCUCACGUCUGCCGGGUUUGUGUUCCGCUACGACCACGAGCAAACAGAUGAUGGUGUUGGCGGCCGUGAAGGCACAUUCGUGAUGUGCACGCUCUGGCUCAUCGAAUCGCUCAUCCGCGCAGGCAAAUACGACCGCAAGUAUUUCGACACGGCAAACAGCAUGUUCGAGACCGUCACCAACUUCAGAAACCACGUCGGGAUGCUCUCGGAAGAAAUUGCAAUCAGCGGCGAGCAGCUGGGCAACACGCCCCAGGCUUUCUCUCACCUCGCGUACGUCUCUGCGGCUAUUAACCUGGAGAGGGUCACGAGAGGGGAUUGGGCAGUCGGGUUUUGA